AUGCUGCUCCUCCGUUCAUCGCGUCGUCUUCUCGGUCGUCCAGCCUUUCGUUCUCACUUUCACUCCUCUCAAACAUUCUGGGCUACGCGUAAAGUCCUUCAGAAGUUCAAGCUCGCCGACAUUGGAGAGGGAAUCACAGAAUGCGAGGUCAUAAAGUGGAGUGUAAUACCAUCAGGAAACAUCAGUGCCUUUGAUCCUCUCUGCGAGGUACAGAGUGAUAAAGCUAGUGUUGAAAUAACUAGCCCUUUCGACGGAACGGUGAAGGAGAUCCUAGUUCAAGAGGGAGAGGUGGCGAAAGUCGGCGAAGAUCUUUGCAUCAUAGAAGUUGAUGAAGAAGUUCAGGAAACUACCGACUCUGCUGAUCAUGCGUCCUCGAGUGAUGGCGUGUCAUCACCAGCACAAAUACAGGGCGACGCUUUUCGACCUUCUGAGCUGCGCAGACCUCAUCCGCUUGAUCCGAACCACGCAGAGCAAGUGUUUGUGAAGAACACGAAGGAUGUUCUCGCUUUACCUGCGGUACGGCAUUUCGCACGUCUGAGUGGCGUCGACUUGUCUCUACUUGCUCCCGGGAGUGGAAAGAACGGGAGGAUCGAGAAGUCGGAUGUUGAGGGAUACCUUUCUCGUGGAAAGCAGGCAGCGGGCAUACAGACGAGAGCUCGUGGAGCGGUCUCUUUGGAGGAAGACGUCGUCGUCGAACUUGGGAGGACAAGAUAUGGCAUGUGGAAGGCUAUGACGAAGAGUCUAGAGAUUCCUCAUUUCGGCUAUUCAACUUAUCUAGAUUUGACGGCCUUGCACAACAUCCUGCCUAUCUUAAAUGCUCACAUACCAGAGCACUUUUUACCGGCUCCUUCUGUCCCUCCCCCAUUAGCCUCAGUUUCUCCUGCAUCGCUGUAUCCUCCGCCUUGUCCACCGCCUGUACCAGACACAGGAAGGUACACGAAAUUAACCUACCUGCCCAUCCUCCUGAAGACUCUUUCCAAGGCGAUGGUAGAAUGGCCGCUCUUGCGAUCCUCCAUCACACCAACAGCAUCUUCUAUUCCGCCCAAUACCAAGCCCACAAUCACCAUUCGCCCCCAUGCCGACAUUAGCAUCGCUCUUUCUACCCCCACAGGCCUAUACACACCCACGCUCCAGCGCGUCGACACGUACUCGAUAUACGCGCUCGCAUCGUCGCUCAAGCACCUCUCCCACCUCGGAAGACAGGUCCCGAGCGGCCUUACUCUCGCCGAGCUUCCCAAGCGCGGUGGGACGCUGACUGUAUCGAAUGUCGGUGCGAUCGGUGCGGGCGAGGUCGCCGCGCCCGUGCUUGUGCCAGGCGGCGGGGUAGCGAUUGUAGCUCUCGGGCGCGCGCGCUGGGAAUGGGACGUCAAUCGUGGAGACGGGAAGGGUGAGCGACGGCUCAAGGUUGGUGUUAGCUGGAGCGCGGAUCACCGUGUUGUAGAGGGCGCAGAGCUGGCGGCAUUUGUCGAACGCUGGAGAGCCUACGUUGAGCAACCUGAGCGGAUGAUAGCAGAGGGUGUGUGA
Heterobasidion irregulare TC 32-1 is the source of this 1524-nucleotide messenger RNA. RefSeq lists its product as uncharacterized. Gene Ontology annotation, molecular function: lipoic acid binding; acetyltransferase activity. The transcript is spliced from 5 exons. Lineage: Eukaryota; Fungi; Basidiomycota; Agaricomycetes; Russulales; Bondarzewiaceae. Gene Ontology annotation, cellular component: cytoplasm; mitochondrion. The record is from RefSeq and is a predicted model, not a curated record. Bases 1 to 1524 code for a protein of 507 amino acids.